This is a messenger RNA of Camarhynchus parvulus, 5312 nucleotides long. It is a transcript of the gene IGDCC4, whose product is annotated as immunoglobulin superfamily DCC subclass member 4. Gene Ontology annotation, biological process: cell-cell adhesion; axon guidance. Gene Ontology annotation, molecular function: protein binding. The transcript is spliced from 20 exons. The record is from RefSeq and is a predicted model, not a curated record. NCBI's taxonomy places the organism in Eukaryota, Metazoa, Chordata, Aves, Passeriformes, Thraupidae. Bases 56 to 3946 code for a protein of 1296 amino acids. Gene Ontology annotation, cellular component: plasma membrane; axon.
GGGGCGCUCGCACAAGAUGGCGGUGGGGCGGCGGGAGAGCGCGCUCCCCUCGUAGAUGCGGCCGCGGCGGCCCCUGCUCCCGGCGCCCGGCGGGGCUUACAUGGCGCUGGAGGACCUGCUGCUUUGUCUCUGCUUCUCCGCCCUCGCCAUCCUGGCCGUGCAAGGGAGGCUGUCAGAAGGGGAUUCUCUGGAGCUGAGCUGUAGUGCUGGUCCUGCAAAGGUGAUUCUGGAGCCAAACCAGGUGGUAAUUUUGGACUGUAACCUGACCCCUGUUGAGCAAGUGAUCAAUAUCACAUGGAAGAAGAAUGGGUUUCCAUUAGUGGAGCAAGAACAUCUCCAUGUGCUUCCAAAUGGAUCGCUCUUCAUCUCAUCCCAGGCUGUGGCAAAGGACAGUAAAUAUCCUGAGAGGGAUGGUGCUGAGGGCAAUUACUCCUGUGUGUCUCACACCUCCCUAGGGACUGUCACCAGUCAAACAGCUGCAGUCAGAUUUUCAACAUUAUCACGCUUUUUCCAGCAGCCGGAGUCGCAGACAGUGGAAGAAAAUGGCAUGGCCCGGUUUGAGUGCCGGAUCGAGGGGCUGCCCUCCCCUGUCAUCACCUGGGAGAAGGACCAUGAAGCUGUUCCAGCAGAACCCAGGUUUAUAACUCUUCCCAAUGGUGUCCUCCAAAUCGUGGAUGUGCAGGAGAGUGAUGCCGGGAUUUACCACUGCGUGGCAACCAACGCCGCCCGAAAGCGCUACAGCAACGAUGCCACCCUCAGCGUGGUGAAAGGUUCCCAGGCAGCAGGAGGAGAUGUCACCAUCAUCGCUGCUCCAGAGAACACCACGGUGGUGGCUGGGGAGAGCGUGGUGAUGGAGUGCAUGGCAGCUGCUGAUCCCACCCCCUUUGUCUCCUGGAUACGACAAGAUGGAAAAUCCAUUUCCACAGAUGUGAUUGUGCUGGGCCGGACAAAUCUCCUCAUUCCUUCCAGCCAGCCCCAUCACUCCGGGGUGUACGUCUGCCGAGCCAACAAACCCCAAACCCGGCAGUUCGUCACCGCCGCAGCUGAGCUCCGCAUCCUCGCUACUCCUAGCAUCUCCCAGGCUCCUGAAACCAUCUCCCGCACCCGAGCCAGCACGGCCAGGUUUGUGUGCAAGGCAGAGGGAGAGCCAGCCCCCACCAUCCACUGGCUGAAGAACGGGGAGCCCAUCCUCUCCAACGGGCGUGUGAAGGUGCAGAGCAGCGGCAGCCUCGUCAUCAACCAGAUCGGCCUGGAAGAUGCUGGCUACUACCAGUGUGUGGCUGAGAACAGCCUGGGCAUGGCCUGUGCCACCGCCAAGCUCUCGGUGAUCGUGCGGGAGGGUUUGCCCAGCGCUCCCAAGAAGGUCUCGGCUGUGUCCCUGUCCAGCACCACCGUCCUCGUGUCCUGGGAGCGGCCGGAGCACAACAGCGAGCAGAUCAUUGGCUUCUCCUUGCACUACCAGCGGGCUGUGGGAACUGAUAAUGUGGAAUACCAGUUUGCUGUCAAUAACGACACAACUGAGCUGCAAGUCAAGGAUCUGGAACCAAACACCAACUAUGUCUUCUAUGUGGUUGCAUAUUCCCAGCUCGGAGCCAGCCGGACGUCCUCUUCCAUCGUUGUCCAGACCCUGGAGGAUGUUCCCAGUGCAGCCCCUCAGCUGUCCCUGUCGAGCAUGACUCCUGGUGACAUCCGUGUGACGUGGCUGCCUCCUCCUCCUGAGCUGAGUAAUGGCAAGAUAACCAAGUACAAGAUCGACUACUGCACCCUCAAGGAAGCAGAUCAGGUCACCUCCAUCGAAGUGGGUGGAAAUGAGACCCAGAUCACCCUGUACUCACUCCAUCCCAACAAAGUGUACAAAGUUCGGAUCGCAGCCAGCACCAGUGUGGGAUAUGGGGCCCCUUCUGAGUGGACCCAGCAUCGGACUCCUGACAGAGACAACCAGACACAUGUUCCAUUUGCUCCAACAGAAUUAAAGGUCCGAGCAAAGAUGGAGUCUCUCCUGAUAACGUGGCAGCCCCCAGCAAACCAUGCCCAGAUAUCUGGCUACAAGCUCUACUACAGAGAGGUGGGCCAAGAGGAGUCCAGUGAUGAGAGCCCUUUGGAUGGUGCUGAAGAUGAGAGCUGGGAUGUGGGACCCAUAAAACUAAAGAAGAAAGUGAAGCAGUAUGAGCUGACUCGACUAGCUCCUGGGAAACUGUACGAGGUGAAGCUGGUGGCAUUCAAUAAGCAUGAGGAUGGGUACGCAGCGGUCUGGAAGGGCAAAACAGAAAAGGCACCUGCGGCAGCAGUAGAUCCCCCUGUGCAGAAGGGGCCUCCACUGCCUCCGGUCCAAGUCUAUGCAGAGUCCAACAGCUCAACUUCCAUCUGGCUCCGCUGGAAGAAACCUGACUUCACAACAGUCAAAAUUGUCAACUACACCGUGCGCUUCAGCCCCUGGGGCCUGAAAAACGCCUCUCUUGUGACGUACUACACCAGCUCAGAUGAAGACAUUCUCAUUAGUGGGCUGAAGCCCUACACCAGGUAUGAGUUUGCUGUGCAGUCCAAUGGCGUUGGCAUCGACGGGCCCUUCGGCAGCGUGGUGGAGCGCUUCACCCUGCCCGACCGGCCCUCCACUCCUCCGUCUGACCUGCGGCUGCACCCUCUCAACCCUUACGCUGUCCAGGUGCACUGGUGCCCACCUGUGGAGCCCAAUGGCAUCAUUGUGGAGUAUCUCAUCCUGUACAAUGCCAACAACACACAGCCAGAUGACAUGUGGACCUUGCUGACACGAGAAGGAAACAUCUUCAGCACUGAAGUGCAUGGCCUGGAAAGUGAUACCAGGUACUUCUUCAAGAUGGGAGCAAAGACAGUGGUGGGAUCCGGUCCCUAUUCCAACGUGAAGGAUGUGCACACCCUUCGGGAGAAGCUGUCUGAUGUCCUGGAUAUCCACUCUGUGACAGGGAUCAUCGUGGGGGUGUGCCUGGGGCUGCUCUGCAUUCUCUUCUGCAUGUGUGCCAGCUUCCGCAACAGCAAGCACAGGGAGGCCCUGCCAGGCCUGGAUUCCCAGGCUGCUGGCAACCACACGUACUACCACCGGAGCAGGCAAGGGUUGGCCUCUCCCAGUGCCACCUUGGACUCACAUGAGCUCGAGUCCCUCAUGUCCCCACUCCCUGAGGAUGCACCCGUGCCCCUGGGGGACAUCACUGAGCUGGCAGAAGUGCACAGCCUCAUCCACACGAGCCUCCCUGAGGACAUCUUCCAUGGGAAGAGGAAGUCUUCAUGGAAUAAAUCAACCACCCAGGCCUGGACAAACAGCAUCACCAGAUAUGGGGACACCAUCACCAAAGAGCCUCUCUCUGCUGUCAAUGGGUCACUGAAGCUCCCCUCCAGUGCAGGGCAGAAGCUUCUCUUACAAGCCCUGGUUUAUGAUGCUGUGAUGAAUGAAGCAAAGAAAAGCCACCUGCCAGCCAGCCUCCACCAAGUAGAAGCAGAGGUCAUCGUCCAUUCUGAUUUUUCAGCCUCUGACAGAGACUACAACUCCCAGCUGCACACCCUGGAGAGUGAAGAGACAGAAAUUGAGCACCGGGAGCCAGAGGAGCUCCCCUCAGCAGAGCUGGCUAAUCCCAGUUCCCAGCAGGACACUGGCCAAGUGCUGGUGGACUGCAUGGACAAUUUGGAAGCUCAGGCCCAGGCUGAGCUGCUCUGUACUGACACAAAGACUGACAAACCUGAGGCUGUGUGCAUCCAUGGGCUCACCAAUGGCUUCCACAGGCAUGGAGAAAGUCUGGAUUCGGAGGAGAGUGGAGAUUCAGAUUCCACCCAGGAAGGCAGGGGUGAUGUGCAGCCAGUCAAGUGCCAGUUGCUUUCCCUGGCACCUGAGGAGGCCCUGCUCUGUAGUAACUCUGGUUUAACCAGUCCCUCCUCAGCAUCUGAGAACAUGGCACAUGCCCACAGUCACAAAGAAUGAACUGAUCUGAUUUUGAUCACAGCAGAGAGGAGAGCCCGUCCCUAUGAGGUGCUGCCUGCCCUCGGCUGGCUGAGCCCAGCAGGAGCUGGGCAGGUGCAGCAUCUCACCAGAGCAGGGCUUGGACCUGUUAGCUCUACAGAGGCCUUCGGGAAGCCAGGUGGGUUGGUGAGGGCCCAUCUUCCUCCUGCUGAAGCCGAUGAGGAACUGGGUGUUGGUGGGAGCAGGACUGAGCCAUCUGCCAAAGUGUGAGCAGAACCACGAUGGAACAGAGCCUUCUGCACUAGGCGGGGGCUGUCACUUCAGCAUGGCCCUGGCAGGACGCCCUUUGAUGCUGGGAAGUGGCAGAGUGCACCAAGGAAUCCUUCUUAGCUGCCUCUUCCCCAGGGAGUGCCCGGCACUACUGACUGCCUGGCAGUGUUGGAUGAAUUCUGGCACAGGAGUCCCAGGAGCGGGUGGAAGCCCCAGAAACAAAGGCAGUGAGCUGUAAGCACCAGCCUUUUCUGCCCUCCCGUGGUUAGAAGAAUUACCAGGCUCUCUGUGUAUGCUACCACAGUAACUACUACUAGCAGGCUGAUGUAGUGGCCUUUUAUUACACACUCUACGAGUGCCUCUAACAACUUGUACGAUAUAGAACCUUCUGCAGCGUCUGGGUCUUUUCACCAGCCUGGGCUUUGUUUUAUGUAGGUUCUUGUACCUAAUAUUUUAGGUACACAUCUGUCCUUUUAAUGUACAACAUGUAUUUUUAUUUCCUUGGAACAUCUUUAUAUUAUUUAAUUUUAUAAAGUGGAAUAGUGUGUGGUAUAGAGUAGCAUUUUUACUACUUCUCUCUUUCUUUAUUUUUUCCUCCCUAACAACACAACUACCUCAUGUCUGUUGGAGAAAAAAAAAAGCAGUGGAUCUACUCAUUUGUUAUAGUCCAUGAUAGGUUUUAACUUAUUCUUAUACUGCCUUUUUCUAAAGAAUAUGUUUGCACUGGUUGUUGACUUUUCUUUAACAUGUAGUGCUGCAGAUCUGAUGUCUCUCUUGUUUUAUUUCUUGACACCUUCCCUACAGCCAGAGAGUUGGGUUGUGUCUCUCUGUAGGACUGUGUUUUGCAGCAGCUGCCAAAGGAGACUGCUUUAGCUGGCAGGAUGUCGAUCCAUCUUUCCUCAACAAGCUUAUACUAACAAAUAGAAAGAAGAACCAGCAAUUGCAAAAGAAACUUGUGAUACUGGGGACAUGUAUUGCUUUUCUCUUUUUUUGGGUGCCCAUGUGGAGACAUCUCAGAUGGUUUUGAUUUACAGAGAGCAGCACUCAGCCUUCUGUAAGCAGUGGACUUGCUGAAAGCUUUGGAUGAACAAGUGAAAUUUUCCAGUCACUUCUGAUA